AUGGGAUAUCAAGUCGGCAACGUUUACGUAAUUGCUGCAGUGGCGGUAGUCGGAGGAUCGCUGUUUGGUUUUGAUAUCAGCUCUAUGUCUGCUAUCAUUUCCACCAAUGCUUACCUUUGCUACUUCAACCAAGGUCCUUUGUAUUGGGAUAAGGACCAGAUCUGCUCAGGUCCAUCGGCCAGUGUUCAAGGUGGUAUAACCGCUUCUAUGCCUGGUGGUUCUUGGCUAGGUGCUCUUAUCUCUGGUUAUGUAUCCGACAUCAUGGGACGAAAACAGGCAAUCCAAGUCGGUUCCGUCAUCUGGGUCAUUGGCUCUAUUAUCGUCUGCGCAUCUCAGAACAUUGGUAUGCUGGUCGCUGGCCGGUUCAUUAAUGGUCUAUCGGUUGGUAUUUUGUCGGCGCAAGUGCCUGUCUACAUCACCGAGAUUGCGCCUCCGUCGAAGCGUGGUCGACUUGUUGGAUGCCAGCAAUGGGCGAUUACUUGGGGAAUUUUGAUCAUGUUCUACAUUUCUUACGGCUGUUCAUUUAUGAACGGCACUGGUGCUUUCAGAGUACCAUGGGGACUGCAAAUGAUUCCUGCCAUCUUCCUUUUCGCUGCCAUGCUCUUCCUUCCCGAAUCUCCCAGAUGGUUAGCCAAGAAGGAUCGAUGGGAAGACGCCGUUGGUGUCCUCACUUUGGUGCAUGGUAAAGGCGAUGUCAACUCCCCGUUCGUCGCCAAGGAAAUGGCAGAGAUCCGUGAAGUCGUCGAGUUUGAGCGUGCCAACGCUGACGUCACUUACAUGGAACUGUUCAAGCCGAAGAUGAUCAACAGAACUCAUAUUGGAGUGUUUACUCAAAUCUGGUCACAACUCACUGGCAUGAACGUCAUGAUGUACUACAUCACUUACGUCUUCACGAUGGCUGGUCUAUCCAGCAACGUUCUUCUUCCCUCUUCCAUCCAGUUCAUCAUCAAUGUUGUCAUGACCGUCCCUGCUCUCUUGUACGUCGAUCGCUGGGGUCGUCGUCCCACACUCUUAGUCGGCGCUUUCCUGAUGAUGACUUGGCUGUUCAUCAACGCCGCUCUGUUCGCUCAUUACAGUGUGAAACCAAGACCAAAACAGUUCCCCUCUGCAGCGGAAUCAAUGUCCAUCACUGGUGCACCUGCAAAGGCCGUCAUCGCAUGCACUUACCUAUUCGUCGCCUCAUUCGCACCGACUUGGGGGCCAGUCUCCUGGAUCUACCCUCCAGAGCUGUACCCUCUCCGUGUCCGAGGAAAGGCAGUUGCUCUCUCGACUUCCGCUAAUUGGGCAUUCAACUUCGCUCUAGCCUACUUUGUGCCUCCCGCAUUCGCCAACAUCAGAUGGCAAGUCUACAUUAUCUUCGGUGUCUUUUGUGUAGCAAUGUUCCUCCACGUGCUCUUCCUCUUCCCGGAGACCAGCCAGAAGCCUCUUGAAGAAGUCGAAGAGAUCUUCGAUGACACCACGCCGGGCAGCAUCAAGUACAUCGGUACACCGGCCUGGAAGACCCAUGUUGAUACUCGCACAGGACGCAUUGAGAGGGGUGAGAUGGACUCGGAGAAGUUUCACAGACAUGGCAGUCACGAGGAGCACCACCCUUCUGCAGCUGGAGCUGACGUGCCGAGGGCUGAGGUCACGAAUAAGGAGGUGCCUGCUGCUAAUUAA
This is a messenger RNA of Hyaloscypha bicolor E, 1659 nucleotides long. Its product is annotated as putative high-affinity glucose transporter. The transcript is spliced from 8 exons. The record is from RefSeq and is a predicted model, not a curated record. Gene Ontology annotation, cellular component: membrane. Gene Ontology annotation, biological process: transmembrane transport; carbohydrate transport. NCBI's taxonomy places the organism in Eukaryota, Fungi, Ascomycota, Leotiomycetes, Helotiales, Hyaloscyphaceae. Gene Ontology annotation, molecular function: carbohydrate:proton symporter activity. The coding region runs from base 1 to 1659 and encodes 552 amino acids.